GCUGUUCUUGCGUAUUGAUGAAAGUCAACUGUUAGUGGCGUCUCAGGAGGAACACCAGAAGUCCUUCUUCAUCUUCCAUUCGCCGCUUUUAUUCCAUUUAUAAAUCAUGAACGUGUUUAACUCUGUGUUGAGACCGACAUUGCGGUCACUGCGCGGUAUUCACAGGUUAAACGAGAGUAAGGUGUGCUGUGGGUCGGCGGGGGCUCGGUUCCUGUGCUCCUCGGCUGAAGAACUUCAGAAGAACCUGGCUGAGAUGGUGAAGAAGGAGAAGGUGGUGGUGUUCAUGAAGGGCACUCCUGCUCAGCCCAUGUGUGGCUUCAGUAAUGCUGUAGUGCAGAUCCUCAGGAUGCAUGGUGUGGAUCAGUAUGCUUCCUACAACGUGCUGGACGACCAGGAACUUAGACAAGGAGUGAAGACCUUCUCGAGCUGGCCCACCAUCCCUCAGAUCUUCUUUAAUGGAGAGUUCGUGGGCGGUUGUGAUAUUUUACUGCAGAUGCACCAGAGUGGAGAUCUAGUGGAAGAACUGGAGAAACUGGGAAUCAGAUCAGCUCUACUGGACCAGGAUCAACACGCUAAAUAACACACACACACACACACACACACACACACACACACACACACACACAGAUCCCAGUCCAUGAUUUGUCUCUUUGUGAUGGUUGUACUGAUGAUGUCCUCACCGAUGCUGUAUUAAUGAUAUUUAUAUAGUGAUGUAGAUCAAUAAAAGCUUUUCAAUCGUC
Messenger RNA from Trichomycterus rosablanca, 740 nucleotides. It is a transcript of the gene glrx5, whose product is annotated as glutaredoxin 5 homolog (S. cerevisiae). The coding region runs from base 107 to 580 and encodes 157 amino acids. The transcript is spliced from 2 exons. Gene Ontology annotation, cellular component: mitochondrial matrix. NCBI's taxonomy places the organism in Eukaryota, Metazoa, Chordata, Actinopteri, Siluriformes, Trichomycteridae. The record is from RefSeq and is a predicted model, not a curated record.